CGGCUGUGAUUUUGGCGAAGAGAGCAAAGAAGCAACGUGUCAAAUCGAUUUUUUCGCUGAACGUUUUUUGAAGUGAAGAAAAUAUUGAAUUUGAUUUGGAAAUGGUGCACAAAUGUCCGGAAAAACUGUCUUGGUGCACCCAAGAUAGUAUGUUGUGUAAACAGCUCGUAGAGCUCGAUGAAGGAAUCUGUUUAUUCGAAGAUGUUGGGCUAGAAGCACCAAUGCAAUCGAUCAAAAACACUUUUCGUAAAAUAUAUGGCGAUCCCCAAUUGUCUCAGCGUCUGAAUGACGUGUAUCCAGCUCGCGGAAUUUUCAAGGAUGUUUCGCAAAAAUCGCUACAAAAUGUGGACCAAAAGGUUCCGUUUGACUUAAGUCCAGCUCGGCUACGAGCCAUUGUUGAAAAUGAUACAGAACUUGUACACGAUCUGGGAGACGAUUUCCGUGACAUAUUGACAUUUUACAGUAACGUACAAGACAAAAUCAUACCACGUCUUAUCCGACUGGCUGAGACGGCAAUCAACAAUGGAAGUGACAUGAAUAUUCAUCAGCAGAUGAAUUACAAUUAUCGUUUAGUCGAUUAUUAUCCGGUGCAUAGCAAGAGUCGUCGCUGCGGAGAGCAUCGAGACUAUGGCACGUUCACACUGAUCUUCCAGGACGGCUCUGUUGGUGGACUGGAGGUUUUCAGCAACGGAUCAUGGCUUCCUAUUCCACCGACUGUUGGCGUGGUGUUUUUAUGGGGCUGGUCGGCCGCUAUUCUUUCCAACGGAAUAAUCAAAGCCCCGUUACAUAGAGUUGUGACAACACGAACUGAUGGAAGAGAAGUUUUCGCUUCUCGACGAAACGCUGCGGUCUUCUUUGUUGCUCCAGAUCUUGACGUCAAAUUGAAUCCAAAAGUACGUCCUGACGAAGUGUUAGCUUUCAAUUUCGAGGCAGUGAAAGAUCUAACAGUUGGCGACUUCAAGGCACUUAUGGGCAAGAAGUGGCGUCAUCGUGAAGGUACUUUAACAGCUGAAGAACAAGCUGAUAUCGUUGGAAAGGUUGCCAGUCCUCAAUCUCAAGAUGAUGAGAUCAUUGCAUUUCUGAAAAAAAUUUGAAUAAAAGUCUGUCUAUAGACUGGACAAUAAAUGUCUGUGACAGAUACAGAACAACUGAA
This is a messenger RNA of Bradysia coprophila, 1153 nucleotides long. RefSeq lists its product as uncharacterized. Lineage: Eukaryota; Metazoa; Arthropoda; Insecta; Diptera; Sciaridae. The record is from RefSeq and is a predicted model, not a curated record.